Chilo suppressalis (striped riceborer) is the source of this 1236-nucleotide messenger RNA. NCBI's taxonomy places the organism in Eukaryota, Metazoa, Arthropoda, Insecta, Lepidoptera, Crambidae. The record is from the annotation of a GenBank genome assembly.
CACAACACACAGAAAUCAGACGUGCGCUUUAACUUAACUUUAUGCUGAAUAGAUAUCCACUUCUUGCAUUACCGAUUGAAAAACAAUGGAGGUUUUGAAAGAAGAUGCAAUACUUGAAUUUCCCAAAGAUACGUUACGAGUUAUAAGGAACACAUACGAGUUGGAUAAGCCGGGAGUGAUAGAUAAAGCGAUCGAUAUUCUCGAAUUGUGGUUGAAGAAACAGGAUCACUUCGUUAAAAAGGAUUUCAGUCGAGAAUAUCUGGAAAGGUGUAUUAUAAGAUCUAAGGGUUCCGUGGAAAGGAGUAAGGAACGAUUGGACAAAAUGUGCACGGCGAGGACAAUGAUGCCUGAAUUCUUCACCAAUGAGAAUCCGAAGGACUUCAAACUACAAUUCUUGCAUGACGUAUUCCUACCAAAACUUACCAAAGAUUACUACAGAGUGUAUAUUUUGAAGAACUUUAGCCAAGAGUUCACUUCAGAAUUUUUCACAGAAUGUUACAAAAGAAUGAUUUGCUUUGUAGAAUAUUUGUUUGAGCAUGACUACUGCUAUGGUGUGUUUGUAGUCUUGGAUCUCAGAGAGGCGAAUAUUAUGGAAUUUCUGAAGAAAUUUGAUGUAGUCCAAUUGGGACAAUUUAUGAAUAUCAUGCUUAAAACGUAUAGUUUACGAGUCAAGGGUAUACAUUUAGUUUCGACAUCUAAACUGAUAACCACAGUUGUAUCCCUACUCAAGCAAGUGGUAUCUGAGAAAAUCGCCAGUAGAAUAGGAGUUCAUAAGGACUUCAACACAAUUUACGAGCACGUUGAAAAAGAUAUAUUACCAGAAGAAUAUGGAGGCAAGGAAUUACCAAUGACAGAACUACACAAUAAGUGGUUGGACAUGUUGAGUUCAAAGGAUUUCAUGGAACACAUUAAAAAUAUGAACGAGGCUAAAACAAACGAGGCUUUGAGACGAACAGAUGAAUUUAAUGAACAGUAUUUGGGUAUGCCCGGAACAUUUAGAAGCUUAAGUGUAGAUUAAAACUUUUUUAUAACUUUGUAAUGGAGGGGUAAAUAAUGACUGAAAGUAAUUUUGUUACGAAAUAUAUUGGAGAAAUAUACAUAAAUGAUGAAAUACGAUUUAAACAACGAAAAUCAAGAAGAAAAAAAGAAGAAGAAUUGACAAACAAGUUAUUACUUAAGUAGAACAGUAUCUGAAACAUUUAUACUUUUUGAUAAUCAUAACAUCUUCAACAUUCC